GGCAGAGGCAGUAAGGGUGAGGCUUUCAUAGAAAGCCCUGUGAAGAAGCAUCAUAAAAACAGAGGGGUCACAAGUUCGCCGAGCCCACUCUACCUCCUUCAUCUCCUAGAGGUUAAAAGAGAGCGAGGGCAAAGCCCCAGACGCUGGGACCUACUCAGCCUUCCAGAGAAGAUGAAGCUCCUGCUGCUACUGCUGGCUUUUUCUCUGCCCCCCCGGACAAAGGCAGAGGAGAUCAUCGGGGGACAUGAAGCCAAGCCCCACUCUCGUCCCUACAUGGCUUAUCUUCAGACCAUGAACCAGGGUAUUCCGAGAAGGUGUGGUGGCUUCCUUAUACGAGAGGACUUUGUGCUGACAGCUGCUCACUGUUUAGGGAGCUCAAUAAAUGUCACUUUGGGGGCCCACAACAUCAAAGAACAGGAGAAGACCCAGCAGAUCAUCCCUGUGGCAAAAGCCAUUCCACACCCUGACUAUAACCCUCAGAAGAUCCUCAAUGACAUCAUGUUGUUAAAGCUGAAGACAAAGGCCAAGAGGUCUAAAGCUGUGAGACCCCUCAACCUACCCAGGCGCAAGGUCUAUGUGAAGCCAGGUGACACGUGCUAUGUGGCUGGUUGGGGAAAGUUGGCCCCACGGGGCAACUUGGCAAAUACACUACAAGAGGUGGAGCUGACCGUGCAGAAGGAUCAGGAGUGUGAGUCCCAAUAUCCAGAUGUUUACAACAAAGCUGUUGAGAUAUGUGUGGGAGACCCAAAGGUCAAACGGGCUUCCUUUAAGGGAGAUUCUGGAGGGCCUCUCGUGUGUAAGAAAGCAGCUGCAGGCAUUGUAUCCUUUGGACACAGUAAUGGUUCAACACCAAGAGCCUUCACCAGGAUCUCAAGUUUCCUAUCCUGGAUAAAGAAAACGAUGAAACGCAGCUAACGAUGGAGCAAACCAGACCCCUCCCUGAUUCACCAUCUUCCCUAGGCUGAGUCCAGGGCUGCCCUAGGACAGAAGCCAGAAACUCAAUAAAGUCUCUUU
Molecule: messenger RNA, 1014 nt
Organism: Phodopus roborovskii (desert hamster)
Lineage: Eukaryota; Metazoa; Chordata; Mammalia; Rodentia; Cricetidae
Product: granzyme B
Exons: 5
Coding region: 172-915 (247 amino acids)
Biological process (GO): proteolysis
Cellular component (GO): cytoplasm; intracellular membrane-bounded organelle
Molecular function (GO): serine-type endopeptidase activity
Source: RefSeq, a predicted model, not a curated record